GAGUCGCGACGCCUACUGCCUUCAUGUCAACCCAUGCCCGCGAUUCUUUUCUCAUGACGAGCGACCGUUCGCAGUAUUGUCCUUCCCACCAAUUACCAACCUUCCCAAAGACGAUAUGAAGCUGUUCAUAGUAUGGAACACGAAGAUGCUUCUGGCUUCGAGGACGAAGACCAGUUCUGGGCCGUUCUCGACAAGACAAUCUCGAAAGAAUGUGAUAAUCAUGGCAGCAUCGAUGAUACCUUGCGAUCCUACCUAGACCUAAUCGGAGCCGGUCGAGAACGCUUUCUACAGUCCGACUACGACCUGAGCGUAUGCGCCUACAGGCUACGACAGUCGGAUCUUUUUGCAACGCACACCGACUACAUACGGAGGCAGUUUAUCCAAUGCUUGAUCGAGGACGAUGAGCCGUAUGUCGUGUUGGUUGCGACACUGUUCCUCAUAGCCGAUGCACAAGCACACGAAGCGACAUACGAAUUGUUGAAUGACGAAGGCGCCUUUCCCAGACUCGUGGACUUGAUAUCAAGUCCAAAGAGACAUGGCCAUGAAGAGAUACACAGAUCCCUUAUGGAGCUGCUCUACGAAAUGUCCCGCAUCCAAAAGAUCAAAACCAACGAUCUGGCACACGUCGAUGAUGAGUUCAUCAAGUUGUUGUUCCAAAUCAUAGAACGGGUGUCCGACGAUGUAAAUGAUCCAUAUCAUUAUCCCACCAUUCGUGUUCUGCUGGUCCUAAAUGAACAAUUCAUGGUUGCUGCACACGAUCCUGAGAGCCCGCAGUCAGGAAUACCUCUCACCAACAAGGUGAUCAAGGUCCUCUCGGCUCAUGGAAGUGUUUACAAGACGUUUGGCGAGAAUAUCAUAUUGUUGUUGAAUCGAGAAGACGAGACUUCGCUGCAGUUGCUGACAUUGAAACUGCUGUAUCUGCUUUUCACCACUCCUCCGACCUAUGAAUACUUCUACACCAACGACCUUCGAGUUCUGGUUGACAUCUUGAUGCGAAAUCUACUGGACUUACCGGAAGAGGCCACGUCUCUACGGCAUACAUACCUGCGUGUCUUCUACCCGCUUCUCGAACAUACGCAAUUGCAAUUUCCCCCACAUUACAAGAGAGACGAGAUACGCAAACUGCUCAGCGUGUUGGGUGGAGGCCAAAUCACUGAUCAUACGGAAGAUGAGAACGGGGUCCAUCAUUGGGGUCAUUUUGAUGCGGUAGAUGAGACGACUAGACGACUUGUCAAGCGAUGCGAAGGCGUGAGCUGGCUGGCUGAUCCCGAAUCUGAGCCUCUCACACGCGUGGAGUCUCCUAUCGACGAUGGAGCAUCUGAUCUCUCCUCCCCAACCUCUCCAAGCAAAGGGAAACCACCUGCUCUACCGACGCCUCGCAAGUUGAAAAAGCGGAACUCUUCCAAAGCAUCCACGUUGACUAUCGGUCAGUAUCUUACUCCGCAACUUGAAGACGCCAGGAAAUCAAGCCUCAGUAUGAUGGAGGUAGCAGCACAGAGAGAGAAGCCCGGCGUUAUUACACCAAGCAGAAAUCCUACCAUGAAGCAUAAUCUUCGCACCGAAAUAAUGCACAAGAAAGAAAUGCCGCCACCUCCUCCGCAAGCGAGAAGAUCUGGCUGGAUGAGACCUAAGAUGCAAGGGCAGCCAACCGAGAUCGAAGUCGCUAAAGCGGAGUCCACCGAUUCAGCGCCUGAAACAAAGCCAGAAAUCCCUGAUCAUCACCAUCACCAUCACAGUCCGCAUCCACCUCUAUCCAUAAAUCGUCUAAAGCACCAACAAACACCGCCGCAGCAGAAGGAAGUGGGGAGAAGCUCUAGUCUGACGGGGCCGCCUCCUGUACCCUCACACCAUAAAGGCCAUUUCAACAAGAAGCCGCCACCUGCACCCAAGGCACGAAGGUGGAGAAAGGACAGCGGUGAUAAAGGUGUUCCCAGAGAACCCGGGAAAUUUAGUGCCAAUCUCCCGUCAAUCGUGACAACGAUAACAAGUGGAGAGAGACUUCCUAGCGACAGUUCCUUUUCAGCAUUCUCGUCUCAGGAGAAUACACUGAGUCCCCCGGGACCAGACUCCGCCAACAAUGAGAAGGUGGGAGUCAGGGAAGCUCUAGGAAAGGCCCAGGAGAAGGCCCAUGAGGAGAUUACAGAUACUUUGGAACAUGUUGAAUUUAAUGGGAAGUCGAGAGACGAGCGUCAGGAUCAACAAAAGCCUAGUGAUGAAGCGAAAAAGGAAGAUGGAGGUUUAGAAAACGUCCAAGAGGAUGCUGAAGAGUUUGACUUCGAUGAUGAUGCUGAAACGAGUCGGUCACAGUCCCAGGACGAUAUGGAUCAGGCGUUCCAUGAUGCAGCACAGUCUCUCUCCCACACAACUUCCCGUGCGUCACCCGCUCCUCGACCGCAGGAUCUGGAUUCGACGUUGGUCUCAAGUGCGACAACGAUGCCAGCCCCAAGAAUGGUUCUCACACCACCAGCGCAAGAACCUUUGAGGGGCGUGCCGGGGCCUCAAUACGCGUUGGAGCGCAGUCCUUUCUUGACCGAUGAAGAGACGGAAAGUGAUAACGAAAUUGAUGACAAUGAUGAGGAUAAUGGCACCAGAAGAAGGCAUGAGCAUGAGAGGAAACAAUGAGUUUUGAGUGUAUGGAGAACUGCACAUCAAACGAGACGACAUCCAUGAAUGAAUGAUGGAAGAUGCCGAGUUAGGCAUGCC
Messenger RNA from Exophiala viscosa, 2703 nucleotides. RefSeq lists its product as uncharacterized. The record is from RefSeq and is a predicted model, not a curated record. Gene Ontology annotation, biological process: actin cortical patch localization; endocytosis; actin cortical patch assembly. Gene Ontology annotation, molecular function: Arp2/3 complex binding. Gene Ontology annotation, cellular component: actin cortical patch. The coding region runs from base 133 to 2622 and encodes 829 amino acids. Lineage: Eukaryota; Fungi; Ascomycota; Eurotiomycetes; Chaetothyriales; Herpotrichiellaceae. The transcript is spliced from 7 exons.